This is a messenger RNA of Artibeus jamaicensis (Jamaican fruit-eating bat), 1637 nucleotides long. It is a transcript of the gene ZFAND6, whose product is annotated as zinc finger AN1-type containing 6. Gene Ontology annotation, molecular function: zinc ion binding; polyubiquitin modification-dependent protein binding; DNA binding. The record is from RefSeq and is a predicted model, not a curated record. The coding region runs from base 181 to 867 and encodes 228 amino acids. The transcript is spliced from 6 exons. Gene Ontology annotation, biological process: protein targeting to peroxisome. NCBI's taxonomy places the organism in Eukaryota, Metazoa, Chordata, Mammalia, Chiroptera, Phyllostomidae.
GAAUGAAUCUGAAGUCUGCGGCAGGAAAACACUGAAGGCUUUAAAAUGUUUUCUUGCAUAAAAUUCAGACUUUAAGUAGCUGCUUAUGAGGAUAUAGGGAAGGCAGGAAGCUAAUGUCUGUCUCAAGACACAGGACAGCCGUUUGCUCAUCCACCUCCACUGUGUGUGCAACAGAGGAACAUGGCUCAAGAAACUAAUCACAGCCAAGUGCCUAUGCUUUGUUCCACUGGCUGCGGAUUUUAUGGAAACCCUCGUACAAACGGCAUGUGUUCAGUGUGCUACAAAGAACAUCUUCAACGACAGAAUAGUAGUAAUGAUAGAAUAAGCCCACCUGACAAGGUGUGGGACUGCCCAGAGCGCAGAGUCACUAAUGCGAAAUGUGGUGCCGUUGCAGCGACCUCCGUCAGUAGUCUGUCCGAGUCCCUACCAGUCCCGUGCACAGACAGCAGCGUCCCGGAGGCGCAGUCCGCGCUAGACUCCAUGUCUCCAUCUGUGCAGCCAAGUCCUGUAUCAAAUCAGUCACUUUUAUCAGAAUCUGUAGCAUCUUCCCAAGUGGACAGCACAUCUGCGGACAAAGCACUACCUGAAACAGAAGACCUGCAAGCUUCAGUCUCAGACACGGCACAGCAGCCAUCUGAAGAGCAAAGCAAGUCUCUUGAAAAACCAAAACAGAAAAAGAAUCGCUGUUUCUUGUGCAGGAAGAAAGUGGGACUGACUGGGUUUGAAUGCCGGUGUGGAAAUGUUUACUGUGGUGUACACCGUUACUCAGAUGUACACAAUUGCUCUUACAAUUACAAAGCCGAUGCUGCUGAGAAAAUCAGAAAAGAAAAUCCAGUAGUUGUUGGUGAAAAGAUCCAGAAGAUUUGAACUCCUGCUGGAAUACAAAAUCCUUUGACCAUCUGCAAACUAAAAAUUGACUUGAGGUUUUUUUUUCCUAGUCAUUGGGAAUGUAGAGCAUUGUAUCUUGCAUAGACCUUUUAAUCAUGCAUGUCAUCGGAAGAAUAGAUUUUUGUUUUUGUUUUGAAAAUGACUCUGAACAUUUAUUUCCAUUGCAGUUUCUGUGGCUAAAAAGACUUAAGUAAACUUUACAAGUAUUAUCCUUUUAAGAUCAUUUUAAUUUUAGUUGAGUGCAGAGGGCUUUUAUAACAAACAGGGAGAAAUUUUGGAGGGCUGUGAUUUUUCCAGUAUUAAACAUGCAUGCGUUAAUCUUGCGGUUUAUUUUUUCAUUGUGUGUAUAUAUAGCUUUUCUCUGCAGCACGAUCUCUCUUUGGAUAAUGCCCUCUAGGGCGCAGCUAGUUACCAGUAACUGAAUGUAUCUUAAUCACUAUGGCUGCUUCUGUUUUUUCAUUAACAAAGGUUAUACAUAUGUUAGCACAUAGUUUCUUUGCACCCACUAUUUAUGUCUGAAUCAUUUGUCACAGGAGAGAGUGUGCUGAUGAGAUUUUAAGUUUGUGUGUUUUUAAUUUUUUUUUUUUUGAGCAAGGGAAAGAAAAGCUGUAUGCAUUUCAUUGCUGACUGCAGGUUUCUUUCAGGUUCAUCUGUGUGUACGAUAUGAAGAAUGAUCUGAAGUAAUUGUGCUGUAUUUAUGUUUAUCCAUCAGUCUUUGAUUAAAUAAAAAUGAAAACCUUAACAAUCAA